This is a messenger RNA of Ochotona curzoniae (black-lipped pika), 2697 nucleotides long. RefSeq names its product tRNA methyltransferase 6 (gene TRMT6). The record is from RefSeq and is a predicted model, not a curated record. Gene Ontology annotation, cellular component: tRNA (m1A) methyltransferase complex; nucleus. Lineage: Eukaryota; Metazoa; Chordata; Mammalia; Lagomorpha; Ochotonidae. The coding region runs from base 27 to 1508 and encodes 493 amino acids. Gene Ontology annotation, biological process: tRNA methylation. The transcript has 11 exons.
AGCCCCAAGACUGGCUGAGCGUCGGCAUGGAGGGCGCGGGGGAGCCGCGGCCCGCCGACCACUGCAUCCGGGACGGGGACUUCGUGGUGCUGAAGCGGGAAGACGUGUUCAAAGCGGUGCAGGUGCAACGGAGAAAAAAAGUGACUUUUGAGAAGCAGUGGUUCUACCUGGAUAAUGUCAUUGGCCACAGCUAUGGGACCACCUUUGAGGUGACCGGAGGAGGGAGCCUUCAGCCCAAGAAGAAGAAGGAGGAGGAGCCCACUGCAGAGACUAAAGAAGCAGGCACUGACAAUAGAAAUAUAAUCGAUGACGGGAAAUCGCAGAAACUCACUCAGGAUGAUAUUAAAGCCUUGAAGGACAGAGGCAUCAAAGGAGAGGAAAUAGUUCAGCAGUUAAUUGAGAAUAGUACAACAUUCCGAGACAAGACAGAAUUUGCCCAAGAUAAAUAUAUUAAAAAGAAGAAAAAGAAAUACGAAGCAGUCAUUACUGUUGUGAGGCCGUCCACUCGUAUUCUUUCAAUUAUGUAUUAUGCAAGAGAACCUGGAAAAAUUAACCACAUGAGGUACGACACGUUAGCACAGAUGUUGACGCUGGGAAAUAUCCGCGCUGGCAAUAAAAUGAUUGUCAUGGAAACAUGUGCAGGCUUGGUGCUGGGUGCAAUGAUGGAACGAAUGGGAGGUUUUGGCUCCAUUAUUCAGCUGUACGCUGGAGGUGGGCCUGUUCGGGCAGCAACGGCGUGCUUUGGAUUUCCCAAGUCUUUCUUCAGUGGUCUUUAUGAAUUUCCCCUGAACAAAGUGGACAGUCUCCUCAAUGGCACGUUUUCUGCUGAGAUGUUGUUCUCAGAGCCCAAGGACAGCGCUACGCUUGAGGAAAGCAAUGGGAUUCUGGGGGGCAAGCAGGCUGCUGAAGCUGAAAGUGAGGACGGCCUGGCUGAGGCCCCGGAGAGCAACCUUCCAGAAGAGCAGGAGACGCUGGAAGAGGUUUCCCAGGAUCCAGAGGAUAAGGAGCCUAAAGAAAAAGACGGCAAGAGAGAUUAUAUUCAGGAAAAACAACGGAGACAAGAAGAGCAGAGGAAAAGACGUUUAGAGGCAGCCACCCUGCUGAGUGAGAGAAACGCAGAUGGCCUCAUUGUAGCUAGUCGCUUCCAUCCCACUCCAUUGCUGCUGUCUCUGCUGGACUUCGUGGCGCCUUCAAGGCCGUUCGUGGUCUACUGUCAGUAUAAGGAGCCUCUGUUGGAGUGCUACACCAAACUGCGGGAGCGGGGCGGAGUCAUCAAUCUCAGGCUGUCGGAAACCUGGCUCCGGAACUACCAGGUUUUGCCAGACCGAAGUCAUCCCAAACUGCUGAUGAGUGGCGGCGGGGGGUACCUUCUCUCAGGCUUCACGGUUGCCAUGGACAACAUAAAAGCAGACAGCACCAGCCUGAAACCCAGUGUGAGCACAUUGGAGCCACAGGAGCCUGAGGAGCCAGCAGCUAAAAAACGCAAGUGCCCAGAGUCUGGCUCGUAAUCCUGCAGCAUUGGCUUCCAUCUUUGUUCUCAGGCGUUAUACAGGUAGUAAUUAAACUUUAAAUACCAUUGCAAUUGUUUAUAUUUCCUGUCCUAAGAGUAAGACAGUGUCCACACACGCUCUGUGGGCAGGAGGAGUCGGUCGGCCUUUCCCAAGCCUGUGACCCGGCGGGCCUGGCGCAGGUGGUGGGCUGAGCAGCUCUGUCGGUUUAGCAGAGCCCCCCCCGCAGUCCUUGAAGUGCACGGGCCGUGGGAGUUCAGCCUCCUGCGGGUCUGUUUCUACAUGACUGAGGUUUAUAUUUUUAGCUAAGUGGAGUGGCACAACUUAGCUAAAACUUAGUGAGUACUGAAAGGAAGGAAGGAAUUUCUGUUUUUCUUUCUCUCCAGCCUAAGCAAUAUGGACGUGUGAGAGUGUGAACUUGACAGUACCCAAGGUGCCCUGUCCCCUGCGGGACGGUGAGCAUGGUCGCUGCUGGGCUAUCUUUUAACAGUCGAUAACCUGGGGAAGUUUUGAAUAUUUAUUUUACUUUUUAUUCCUUUUGAAAAUACAGAGGUUUUAGUGGGUUACUUCUUUGCAUUAAUUUUCCAGUCCUCUCUUUGUUUUAAAUAAAGUAACUAGAAUUUUUGUGUAAUAUUGAAUUGAAGGAAGCGGGUGUUUUAGAAACUUCAGAUCUAUUGAUAUGCAAGGUACAUAUGUUUAUAUGUGUAUAGAUGUUGCUAAAUACAUAAAGACAGAAAGAAUGCACUACCUACAGACAGACACGAAACGUGCUAUUUGAACCGUAACAAAGUUGAAGCAACACUUAAGCCAGUCUCAUUGCAUUGGUGUCACUGCUUGUCAUACAUAUUCUAAAGUGCCUUUUUUUGGUGGUGGUUAAUGUUGAUCUAAAAAGCUCUGGCAUGAUCGGCGAUUGGUCCAUGUAAGCUCGAAAGACUGUGAUCGGACUGUGAUGAGCUGUGGCCGCAGAGAGCAUGGCCCCGGCUCGCAGGAGUGUCUCCUGUGCGUGUUGGGCCUCUCGUCGGAGAACAGAUGUGUGACCCGGUGGCGACAGCUCGGAAGGGGAGUGUUUGCGGCAUGCGCUGUUCUCACCAUGGCCAGUGUGAUUACCAAUGAGGACAGUCUGGAUGCUUUUUUUUUUUUCUUAAAACAGUUGUAUUCAAUAAAUAAAAGUGUUUCCUGUGGUCUAACU